This is a messenger RNA of Entamoeba histolytica HM-1:IMSS, 1761 nucleotides long. RefSeq lists its product as uncharacterized. Gene Ontology annotation, molecular function: guanyl-nucleotide exchange factor activity. Gene Ontology annotation, biological process: Rho protein signal transduction. The record is from RefSeq and is a predicted model, not a curated record. NCBI's taxonomy places the organism in Eukaryota, Evosea, Mastigamoebida, Endamoebidae. The coding region runs from base 1 to 1761 and encodes 586 amino acids. The transcript has a single exon.
AUGCAUCACAAUAAUAUUGUUCCUUUAAAACCUUUACCUACUCCACAAAAAAAAUCCUUCCAACAACAAGAAGAAAACGAAUUGAUUGCUUCUGCUCCAUUAACACCUUCAUCUAGAGUUGUUCCUGUUAAAGCUUUACCACCAAAACCCUCUCAAAAAGAAGUAGAUGAAAGAAAUUGUGAAGAAUCACCUGUUUUAUUAAAAGAAAUGAAUUAUCCACCUCCUCUUUCAAUUUCACCUCAAAGCAAACACUCUGUAGAUUUGGAAAAACAUAAAAUGAGACAUAGAGCUUCUGUUGGUUCUAGAAAUGAUAUGUUUAAUUCAUUUGAUGAAAGAAAAAAAGAAACAUCAACUUCUCCUAAUUUCUUUAAAAAAACAACUACAACUCCUGCAAGUCAAAAAAUUAAUACUACAGUAUUUGAUAUAAACCCAACUAGUCUUGAAGCUUCAUUAUCCGAGUCACAUAUAGAUUCAAAAGAUAUGUCUCCUAGAGUAUCUAUGUUAAGUGAUAAAAAAGAAAAAACAGAACAAGCAUAUGUACUACAAACACAAGAAAGUAAAAUUCAUGAAAAAGUAAAUCAAAAACCAUUAAAAGAAUUAAAACAUGAAAUAAAACCAAUUCUUCCAACUGACUUUUUAAAGAAAUAUCAAAGUUAUUUUACAACAGAAAAUCAAGAAGAUAAAAUUCGAUUUAUCCCAAAGAAUUUAAAAGGAGAAAAAGUUAUUGGAGAUGAAUUAAUGAUGCAUACAGCUGAAUUAGUAUUUACUGAAUUUAUGUUUUGUGUUAAAUUACAAAUAUUUCAAGAAAUUGAAAGAAUAAUAAGAAAUGAAAUACCAUUAUUAGACUAUCAAGAAUAUUUAUUAUUUGGGCCAUUAGAUAAUCUUGUAAAUGAAAUUAGUCAAAUGUGUUUAGAGCUGGAACCUAUUUAUUAUAACCUUUUAAAAAAUACAUCCAAUAAAGAAAGUGAACUCAAUAAUGUAUUUCUUAUAAUUGCAAUAUAUAAUUCUUAUAUUUUUGAUAAACCAUUUAAAGAUAAAUUUAAAGAAUUUGUUGCACAUUAUACAUCAUUAGGAAAAACAAUUAUUGAAUUUAUUAAAUCAAAUAAACAUCUUCAUAGAAUUAUUCAAGAACAAUUAAAUAAUUGUAUUGAUCAAAAUAUUAAAGAAAUUACUGAUUUAUUCUUUUCAGCAACACAACGUAUUUGUAGAUAUGAAUUAUUAUUUGAAAGUAUAUUAAAAGAAAUUCAUCAAGAAGGAAAAGAAAAAGAUAUUUUAAUAAGUACUAUUAAUUUAUUUAAAAAUAUGAAUAUAUCAAUUAAUCAAUUUAUUUCCAAAACAAGACUCUUUUAUUUAAAGAAAUAUGAAUAUUUUGAAAUAAGUUAUAAAUCAAAUAUUUCUCUUCAAAUGGUUAAUACAAUUAAAAAUAGUUUCAUAUGUGCUGAUCAUUUUAUUGGAAUUUUUUAUGGAAUUAAAAAUACUGGAAUUAAAUCAAAAAAAACAGAGUUACUUUUAUUUAAUGAAGGAAUAUUAAAAAGAUAUUGUGAAGAAGAAUUUUUUGAAUUUUAUCCAAUAAAUACAUUAACUGCAAAAAAAACUGGAGAAUGGGAAAAAGAAUUACUUCCAAAUGAUGUCUUCUUUUUUGAUAUUAAAAAAAAUAAAAUGCAAAUUAUUUCACUUGAAAAUGAAGAAGAGAAAAAGUUAUUUAAUUCUAAAGUAAAUCAAAUGUUUGAUCGUUUUAAAAAGUCUUUAAAUAAACAUUGA